GAAAAUCUUGUUAAAAAAAAAAAAUAGAUCAAAAAAAUAUUCAAAAAAAUUUGAAUUUGAAGAGAGAGAUAAAUAUUUAAAAAAAUAAUUAUGUAAUCAAUAAGGCGAUCGACAUAUAAAGCAAGGAAACAACAUUUUAUUUUUUGCGCAAUUCGAAUAAAUCAGUUAAAAUAAACAUCAAAUGAAUGAUUUGAUUUGAUCGGAAAAAAAUUUCCAAACAAAGAUUUAAUGGGAUAAUUUUUUUUUUUCAAGUGCAAUUUAAUGGAUAGUUUGAUUCGAUAAAAUGAAGUUCAUUCUGAAUAAUCUGAAAAUUUUCCCAAACACAGAUCAUGUUAAACGAACGGCAGCAAUUCGAGCCACAUGCACCCUCGACAGCCAUGGAAGCAGAACCCCCUAGUCUUCCAGUUGAACUGCCCUGCAAUGCUACCGCCGAUGGACCGUCGCCGCUAAAUCACAUCCCACCUCCUCCAAACGCGCCGGGAAAUCAUCUCCCGGAUCCCCAAACCACCCUUGUAAGCCACGUCCCAGUACCCCAUCCCCAUCCUCCCAAUACACGAGUACCGUCGGAAAACCACCUCCCCGUCCCCCAAAGCGCCCCUGAAAACCAAAUCCCACCACGGGAUGACUGUGCCUCGGAGUCCCAAAGCGCAGGGGAAAACCACCUUCCCCGAGCGCAGGUCCCAUUGGAUGACCACCUCGCAGAGUCCCUGAUAGAAAAACACGUCGAUGACACUUCGAAGCGGCCGCUGGAAGACCACAUUGACGUGAUUCCAAACCAUGCUCCUGAAGAAAACCCUCCUACGGGGAAAAAGCGCCGCCGGAGAAAGAAGCAGUUCCCAGAGAUGGUUCCAUCUGCUACGGCUGUCGAUGGCCUGCGUGUUCUCCGUCCUCUUGUCAAAUCAAGCAUAUACGACGAGAAGAUGAUGGACGAGAUCAUCCAGAUGCAGAUCAAUGACAAUCCAGCGCCUUCUAAGAAUCGCCGGCGUAAGAUAGGCGAUAUCGCCAAGGAAAUUGAUAUCGAAGCUUUAAUUGCCAUUUCAGUAGGGUUCCCAGUCGAUUCACUCACUGAAGAGGAAAUCGAAUCCAACGUUGUGUCGACGCUCGGCGGAGUCGAGCAGGCGAACUACGUCGUCGUUCGGAAUCACAUCCUCACUCGGUGGCGAUCCAAUGUCUCUGCUUGGAUGACCAGAGACCACGCACUCGAAUCCAUACGCUCCGAGCAUCGAGGACUAGUCAACUCGGCCUACUCGUUUCUUCUCGAGCAUGGUUACAUCAACUUUGGCCUAGCUCCAGCCAUUGCAGAAGUGCACUUGAAACCCCAUGUAGGACCAGAGAAGGCGAACAUCAUCAUUGUCGGCGCAGGUCUUGCCGGGCUUGCUGCAGCUCGGCAUCUUAUCUAUUUAGGAUUUAAAGUCGUGAUAUUGGAAGGUAGGAAGCGGCCCGGUGGCCGGGUCCGGACGAGAAAGAUGAGUGGAGAAGGUGUGGUUGCUGCAGCAGAUCUUGGUGGAAGCGUUAUCACUGGGAUUAAUGGAAACCCACUAGGCGUUCUCGCAAGGCAGUUGGGAUUUCCUCUUCACAAGGUACGUGAUAUAUGCCCUCUUUAUCUCCCCGACGGAAUGACUGUGAACGCCGAGAUGGAUUCGAGGGUGGAGGUUUCUUUUAAUCAGCUUUUAGAUAAGGUGUGUAAGCUUAGGGAGGCUGUGAUGGAUGAGGUUGAGUCUGUAGAUGUUUCUUUAGGCACUUCUCUUGAAGCUUUUAGGCAGGUUUACAAGGUUGGUGAGGAUCCACAAGAACGAAUGCUCUUGAAUUGGCAUCUCGCCAAUCUGGAAUACGCUAACGCGUCACCGUUGUCUGAUCUAUCCAUGGCGUACUGGGACCAGGACGAUCCAUAUGAGAUGGGUGGGGAUCACUGCUUCAUUCCUGGUGGGAAUGGCAGGUUCAUCCGUGCGCUGGCAGAGAACACUCCCAUCUUUUAUAAUCGCACAGUGGAAAGCAUCCGGUAUGGAUUGGACGGGGUUAUGGUAUAUGCAGGUGGGCAGGUGUUUCGGGGAGACAUGGCUCUGUGUACGGUGCCAUUGGGGGUGCUCAAGAAAGGUUCAAUUGAGUUUGUUCCUGAGCUUCCACAGCCAAAGAAAGAUUGUAUUCAGAGAUUAGGAUUUGGGUUGCUAAACAAGGUGACAAUGUUGUUCCCUUAUGAUUUUUGGGGUGGAGGAAUUGAUACCUUUGGGCACUUAACAGAUGAUGAGAGUAUGAGGGGACAGUUCUUUCUGUUCUAUAGUUAUUCCUCUGUCUCAGGGGGCCCACUUCUGGUAGCUCUCGUCGCUGGUGAAUCUGCAAUCAAAUUCGAGAUGAUGUCCCCGGUGGAUGCCAUUGGAAGAGUUCUGGAUAUAUUGAGACGGAUUUUUACUCGGAAGGGGAUUGAUGUUCCAAAUCCUGUUCAGGUGGUCUGUACUCGCUGGGGGAAGGAUCGGUUCACCUAUGGGUCUUACUCUUAUGUUGCAGUGGGCGCCUCUGGGGAUGAUUAUGAUGUUCUUGCGGAGAGUGUGGGAGAUGGUAGGGUUUUCUUUGCUGGAGAGGCGACUAACCGGCGGUAUCCAGCUACCAUGCAUGGGGCAUUCCUCAGUGGGUUGAGGGAGGCCGCUAACAUCUUGAGAGUGGCUAAUAAAAGAUCCUUGGUUCUGCAAGAGAAAACAAAUAUUGUUAGGGAAGUCAGUGGGGAUUUGGCUACUAUGAAACUUUUGGUUCCAUUGGAGAAAACAGAUAAUGCUGGGGAGAAAACAAAUAUUGUUGGGGAAGAUGGUGGGGAUUUGGCUACUAUGAAACCUUUGGUUCCAUUGGAGAAAACAGAUAAUGCUAGGGAGGAAGGUGAAGAUUUGGAUGAGCUGUUUGCAAAUCCUGAUCUAUCAUUUGGGAGUUUUUCGGUUCUGUUUGAUCCAAGAUCGGUUGAUCUUGACUCUAUUUCACUGCUAAGAGUGGGGUUUGGGGGGGAGAAAUUGGUCUCUGUUUCUGUUUCUUUAUUUCUUUAUGGCUUGAUUUCGAGGAAGCAGGUCUUGGAGUUGAGUGCAGUCGAUGGAGAUAGCAAUAGAGUGAGGCUAUUGAAUCGCAGCUUUGGGGUGAGGUUGGCUGGGAGGAAAGCUUUAGCUCACGUCGGUGAAUCUCUCAUUGAUUGCAUAAAAUCAGUGAGAGCCAACCUCAAUAGGGGAGGCACAAAUGAAGCCCAUCACGAAUAAUAUAUUCUUUCACCAGUUGCAUAGGUGGGACUUCUCCGGCAGAAAGAUGGUGAUGUAGAGUGAUGGGUGGUUGAGAGGAAUCAGCCUGUCCAGGUUCAUUCCCCCAUUGAACCAAGUAUUUUUGGAAGGCAACGGCCAUUGAACAAAGAAGAGAUCAUGGCCAGCUUGUAUGGAAGAUAAAUUCCAGAUUUUGGGUGGUCAUUGCGUGGAGACUUUCUUUCCUAGGUGGUGGAGCUGUCAAGAAGUGCUGUCAAGGAGAUAAUUUAGGAUUCACUAUAACAACAGCAACAUCCAAAAUCAUAUCCCAACUUAAUGGGGUCGGUUACAUUGAGAUUCCAAGCAAGGACGAACGCGAGGAUCCAUGCGAAAAGAUUGACGGGUUAUGACUAAUUGUAAUAAGUGCCGGCUGUCAACCUGACGCACCACUACAAAUCAACCAUAGACUUAUAAUAAGGUACUAGCUGUCUACCUGACUUACCAUAUAAUUUAGGAUUCGCUGUCAAGGAGAUAAUGUGGGAUUCACUCUUACUCCAUUCCAUGCGUGGAGGACUGUUCUAGUUACUGUAGCUAGUUUAUUUUUUUAGCAAUAUUUAGUUUCUUAUUUAAUUGUAACUAGAAUUUAGGAGUUAGUAGGUUUAUGAGUGAUAAGGGAAAAGGAUCUAAUCACAAUUUGGGCAGGCCUCUUUAGGCUAAGCAUUUAAUUCCUUUUUACUUGGACUUGCAAUGUUAUAAAUAAAGAAGGGGCUUAUUCAGCCUCCAACAAUUUUAAUGAAGAAAAAGCUGGUUGUUUAACCAUGAGUGUGAGGUGAGAGACCUUCUGAGCUGUGAGGUGCAGUGAGGUGAGAGACCUUGUGGGUGAGAUGCCCAAUGGAAGAGAGAGACUCAAUUCAUCCUAUCCUCUUCUUCAAUUCUUUUGUUUAUAUUUUUAAUAUUCUGCAACACCCUAGUAUCUGAGGAAGAAUUGAAUCACUGUUUCUCCUUCGUAGUUGCUGCUGGAAGAGUCCUAGAGGACUGUACAAUUGAGUGCCGCUGAAACUGAAAUAUUGAAGCUCACAAUCCACCUACCUCUUUGAUGAAUUCCUCGAAUUUUCCUUCUAAGUUAAGCUGACUUUGUCUCAUGGUGAUUUCAUUUAAGUAAGCACUAGUUAUGUCAAUUAUGUUUCAGUGUGAUACAAGUUUAAUAGAUACUAUCCUAGCCCUCAUUCUUUUUACAUCUAUAACCUUAUUCUUUAAAUCUUUGUAUGUCAUGCAAUACUUCUUUUUUGAGAAAUUAAGUUAAUGUUGUAAGAAUCAUCUCCAUCUAGUGAUAAGAGUUCAAUUUGAGAGACUAGGUUAAUGAAGAUACUGUUAAACAUCAGUCAGGUCUUCAAUGUGAGAAGUUUUUUGUCAACUUGAAGUAAUGUACUUUGAUGACUAGUAUUUGCUUGGGCUUUGUUGUCUCUUUCAGUGGUAUUGAGUUGAUCGAAGAAGGUUAGGUAAUUGAUUGUUCAAUAUCUUUGAGAAUUCAGGGGGUAUGAAGUUGCCAUGGCUAGCUACCUUCUAAUGAAGAUAAACUAGGAAGUUCAAAGGUGUCUCUAAAGCCUUAAAAGAUAUUAAGAUAGUGAUAUGUUACAAUGAUUUGUCUGGAAGGAUACUCGAUUCCUUAAUUUCAGUGAGAAUCUUACCAAUGCUUACAAGGGUUACUGUAUCUGCAUUCUGCAAUGCUUAUAAUUGAUCCAGAGACCAUUGGAGACAAUCACAACAUUUGAUUGCUUUCCCAUGGGCUUUGUUAUAAAGGAAUAUCAAUGGGAAAUCCAUUUUAGAUCAUUCUUAUGUGUUUUUCUGGGAAAUAAGAGUUGUAAAAAUGUUGUCCUCAAGAUUCACCCCACACAUAGGAAAGAUGAGAAAAUUCUGAUCAGAAAGUUAAAACUUUUUAAGUUUCUCAUAAGUUUUCCUAUGCUUUUCUCAAUGCAACCAAAAAAGUGGCGUUGGAAACUCUCUUUCUUUUGUUCCCACCACCCCCCCUUCUCCUUUUUGGGCACUUGGAACACAACUGAAUGCAGCCUGUAAGCUUGAACAAUUAAUUAUAAAUUGAUUCCUCUUUCCCAUUCCUGACUGAAAAUAAUUUAUAAAUAAUUAUAAAUUAUUUAUACAAAAGAAAAUAAUUAAAGUAUUGAUAAGAGAUUGCUUUGACUCUUUAUUUUUUAGUUAGCUUCUUUUGUUACUUUUCUUUUGCUAUGCUUUCAUGUAACAAUGCUAACAUCUAGAAUGUUGCAAAAGAAGCUAAGAGCGUUAAUCUCUUGAUAUCUAGAAAAUUAGUUUCUCUUUUCCAUUUCUGCAUGUCACGUUGGGAAAAUUGAUUUCUACAGAACAAUGGAGAGAUUGUUUUUUGAUUAUUGAUUUGCUAGUUAGCUUCUUUUGUGAGUUUUCUCUGGCUAUAAACUCAUGUUGUAACUCUUUGAGAACAGUGUUAAUUCCUAGAUGUUGUGAGAGCUCUCUGGUUUGUGCAUUUAGGCCUAUUGAUCCGUGGUGUUGUGAUUCCAUUACAUGAGAUUGAAUUAUCUACUCAUAAAUUUGUUCAAGAUGAAAAGUAUGCAUCCUUGUUUGUAAUCUUUCUUGCUUGAUAAUCAAUAGUUGGAGUUUGGCAACACUAUUUCCUACUCCCCCAUCCCAGCUAAACACCUAUUUCCUCCCUACUAUUGAUUAACGAGCAACCAAAUAAAUCCCUUGUCCAUUUCAUUCGAUCAGGCUUGCACCAGAUCCAACCUCGUCCCCAAUUGUUAUUAUAUCACAGCUCUACACAUAGGAAUCGAGAGACUUAUGUCUUGAUUAAUGAUUUGGCUAGGUGGGGAUUGAUAAUAAAUUGUUAGUGAGAUUGAAGUUGAUUUAAUCUUCUUUUUAGUUACAGUGUCUUUGUGCUAAACAUUUUCAUGAGAUUAUGAUUUGGCUCAUUGUUUAUGUAGGACUGUAGGUUCAAGAUUAUAUUUCAUCUAGAAAUUAUUUAAGAUGUGCAUCCUAUGUUGAAAUUUGAAGCCAACUGAAUGUAAUCAUUUCAAUUGGAUUCUAUAGCAUAUAGUUGCAUUGAUUCAUCAUAUGGGAGUUUUGGGUUGGAAGAGUUCUGUGUGGGAAUGUUUCCUUGCAAUACUAAGUUGUAGUGCCCACCCUCCCUCGGAUCCUUUCCCUUCCCCCCUGCCAAAAGAAAAAAAUAGUUGCAUUGAUUCAUCAUAUGGGAGUUUUGGGUUGGAAGAGUUUUGGGUGGGAAUGUUUCCUUGCAAUACUAAGUUGUAGUGCCCACCCUUCCCCCUGCCAAAAUAAAAAAAUUGCUUUGGAGGAUUUUGAGUUGGGUUUUGUAAAGAUGCUGUGUAGUUUUUUUUUACACGGUUUUUUCCCCUUUUGUUAUACUUAUUUGCAAAUUUUAUUUUCAUUGUCCUGUUUGUUGACUCUUUUGAGCUUCAUGGUAGGAUAAAUAUGUGAUUCUAACUAUUUGAUAGACUGGUAAGGCUUGGAUUAUCCAUUUGUCAAAUUUCAGGAUCAAAUUCAAUCAAAUGCCAUCGCAUAUUUGUUCAUGGAUCUUUGUAUUUUAUCAGCCAUCUGGCUAUAUCCAUGUGUAAGGAGACGGCCUCUCGUGUGAAGCAGGUGGUAAGGCUCCGACAGUUGCCCCUCCUAGACCCUGCAGUAGCGAGAGCUUUGUGCACUAUGUUGCUCUUUCUUGUUGUCUUUAUCCAUGUGUCCUCCCAUGGUCCCUUGCUUUAUUCAGUCAUUUGGCAAUCUCUAUUUGGACUGAAACUUGUAAACAGGGUUUUUUAGCCAGAAAAAAAAGGACAUAUAGGCAGGGAAACUUGAGUUCUAUCCCUGCACAAAAUUUGAGCCCAUCAUAUGAUCUGGUAUGUAGCAGAUAAAUGGGCCAUUCUUAUAGCUGUUUUGUGAUACAUUUUAUACAAUAUUUUCUUACCCGAGAGAUCAGGGCUAAACUGAGGGCCGGGCCGGGCCGGGCCGGGCCAUUUCGGGAUCGUGCCAGUUGAACUGAUCUGGUCCUUUGACAGUAUCAAAUCCUUACUGAAAUUUCUCAGUUCUCUUCAAAUGUGGAGGCGGCCACCUUGAGGAUGGAGUAAAGGGCUUGUGUAGCACUUGCAAUAUUCUGAUUUACAUUAAUUUCCUCCGUAUUGCCUUCAAUUUCAGGGUUCUGGAUGUCUACAACUUGUCUAUCUUCAUCCUUAAGUUUUUAAACUUUGAGAAGAUGCAACAAAGAUUCUGUUGAAGGGUCUC
Macadamia integrifolia is the source of this 7475-nucleotide messenger RNA. RefSeq names its product lysine-specific histone demethylase 1 homolog 1-like. The record is from RefSeq and is a predicted model, not a curated record. The transcript has 2 exons. Gene Ontology annotation, molecular function: protein binding; oxidoreductase activity. The coding region runs from base 330 to 3230 and encodes 966 amino acids. Gene Ontology annotation, cellular component: nucleus. NCBI's taxonomy places the organism in Eukaryota, Viridiplantae, Streptophyta, Magnoliopsida, Proteales, Proteaceae.